This is a messenger RNA of Bolinopsis microptera, 1240 nucleotides long. RefSeq lists its product as uncharacterized. Lineage: Eukaryota; Metazoa; Ctenophora; Tentaculata; Lobata; Bolinopsidae. The record is from RefSeq and is a predicted model, not a curated record. The coding region runs from base 191 to 733 and encodes 180 amino acids. The transcript has 3 exons.
UACACCACAAAAAGUAGCACUUAUCAGCCACAUCAAGGAUGAGAAACGAGACGGAGACAUCGUGACAUACCCUUUAUUCAUUGAAUUCUAUCCUACAGUGCCUUGUGAAGCGGGAGAGUAUAAGUCAGAUGAGAGAUGGGCCCCAGAAUGUCAGGAAUGUCCAGAAGGACAUACGUCUGAAGCUGGAUCAAUGUCACAAGAUGACUGUCAUCCUGAAUCCUCAGAAUUCAUCCCGUCUGAAGAUUCUACAUACACCAUACAAAAAGUGGAUGGACCCGCAAGUGGGUGGUAUCUGACCGCUGAUUCGGAAAAAAGGAACAAGAAUUCUGAAUACGUACACACUCACAAUUCUGAGGGCGGUGACGAGGGAGAGUCCUGGAAGAUCCUGAAGACGAUGUACAAGAAGAAUAUUUGUUACAAGAUCGAGAGCAUCUCUGGCAGAAACGAGGGACGUUUGUUGGUAGUGCACGGUUCAAUAACAUCAGAAGGAGAUGGCCGAGUCUUGAUUCACAAAACCCCCUACAACCGUGAUGAGGACGAAUGCUGGAACAUCGAGGCAGUCAGAGAGGACGGCGAAACUCUUUACCAACUGAAGAAGGCUGCUGGCAGACACGUGGGCAAGUACAUGGUGGCGAUCAAUCGUAAUCCAAAGAAGUCAACUCAGAUUUGGGCCGAUGUUACCGAUAGGGAAGACGCCAUGAAUGAUUCUUUGUGGAGAAUCACUGAGAAUUAAACGGUUAUACAAACUGCCAUUUAAGUGCUGUUUUGGUUUAUAUGCCGCAAAAAAACCGAACAAACUGAAUAACGAACUAUGAGGUUCGCUUUUAAUGCGAUUCAAGUAGCAGUACACAUGUAGCUGCACUGCCAGUCUACCGAUUAAGGAAAUUAGAAUAGAAGCCAGAAACUGAGAUACUGCAAGAAAUUCAGCUGUUCUAUUUCACAUUUAUUUACAUUUAUUCCAUUUUGGAUGUAUUUUUAAUUUACGGAGUACAAUCUUAUUUUAGAUUUAGAAUAAAUUGUUUUUAAUUUACAGAGUACUGUUUACUCUAGGUUUAGAUUUAUAAUUUAAUUUCUCGAGGUUUGGUUGGCAAGGAAUCGUGUAUGAAUAUGAUAUGCUGCUACAACUUUUAACUUCUGAAGCAAAUUUUAAUGAAUAUUCUGAUACUUGAUGCACAAUGUUAUAGCUGCUAAUAGCUAUUACAAUUUUAACCGAUUGUUUUCUGACGAUUUAUAAACUUUA